Messenger RNA from Talaromyces stipitatus ATCC 10500, 714 nucleotides. RefSeq lists its product as uncharacterized. The coding region runs from base 1 to 714 and encodes 237 amino acids. Lineage: Eukaryota; Fungi; Ascomycota; Eurotiomycetes; Eurotiales; Trichocomaceae. The record is from RefSeq and is a predicted model, not a curated record. The transcript is spliced from 2 exons.
AUGCAUUCUAACGAGCAACCCCCGUCAUACACAAGUGAUACCUACAACACUCCGACAUCACCGGCAGCAAACGGCACCCUUUACAGGAACGACAACAGCGAUAAUUCGAAUACCAGAUUCAAAGAACCCUCAAGUUUCCCUCGACACGAAUCCGGUAGCUCCAAUUCCAAUUUAAAUCUUGGACGUCAGUCUGCAAACAACGACAAUAAUAACACACAAACAACCCCUCCGCGCUCUGAGUCUUGGCUCGAUAGUGUGUUCCGGGUCAAUAGCCAUGCAGAUGCUAUAAUAGGAAACUUGACCUUUGUCUGUCUCAUAAUACAAAUCCUUGCAAUAGUGAUCCUGGUAUUCGUUUCUGGCAUUGCCAUGGGUCUGUACCGGAACUCGCGGGAUCGACCACAAGUAAUCAAUGGUGCGACUCUGUCGUAUGGUUUAGCCGGGACAGUUUUGGGGUUUGCCACGGGGAUACUCACUCUUGCAUGUUUCCCCUUCACCGGCUUCCUCGGCCAAACUGGUUUCCUAGUAUCUCUCCUUGUCACAAACAUCAUGUAUGCAACGAUCGGUGCAUUGACGGGAUACGGUUCCUACAUCACACGUUACAACGAGGUCUGCCAUCAUUCUUAUGCGGGUCUCCACAACUGCUAUAACAUCCGUCUAUCAGAUGGUUGGCGUUGUGGAAUCGUUACGGUCGUCAUGUGCGCUGUUAUCAUGUAA